Astyanax mexicanus (Mexican tetra) is the source of this 2320-nucleotide messenger RNA. RefSeq names its product zinc finger protein 501-like. The coding region runs from base 171 to 1202 and encodes 343 amino acids. The record is from RefSeq and is a predicted model, not a curated record. NCBI's taxonomy places the organism in Eukaryota, Metazoa, Chordata, Actinopteri, Characiformes, Acestrorhamphidae. The transcript is spliced from 2 exons. Gene Ontology annotation, molecular function: RNA polymerase II cis-regulatory region sequence-specific DNA binding; DNA-binding transcription factor activity. Gene Ontology annotation, biological process: regulation of transcription by RNA polymerase II.
UUCCCUCCACUCCAGAAGGGGCGCUGUUGAAUUAAGAGCGUUCCAGUAAAGCAGAGAAGCAGCAGAUACAGUGCUGUUGGAUGGAGAGAAACAGGAGCUUCUGCUGAAGAAGUUAAUGGAAACUCUCUUGCAACAUAUCUUCUGCUUCUUGUGUCCACUUUCCUUCACUGAUGGAAUUAAAUGAGGUUAAAUUUGAGAAUUUAACCUCAGGAAGAAGCUCCAGUCCUACUGAAACUUCUCAUCACUGCUCAGACUGUGAGAAGAGCUUCAAAACAAAGAGAUUACUUCAACGACACCAACGUAUUCAUACCGGAGAGAAACCGUACCUCUGUUCUGAGUGCGGGAAGAGUUUUACUCAAUUGACUACUCUACAGUCACACCAGCGAAUUCAUACUGGAGAAAAGCCCCAUCAUUGUUUAGACUGUGGUAAGAGAUUUACCCAGUCUGGUCAUCUUCAACUCCACCAGCGAAUUCAUACCGGAGAGAAACCGUAUCACUGCUCUGAGUGCGGAACAAGUUUUCGGGAACAAAGUUCUCUCAGGAAACACCAGCAAAUUCAUACCGGACAGAAACCGUAUCAUUGUUUAGACUGUGGAAAGAGUUUUACAAGACCGGUCGGGCUUCAAACGCACCAGAGAAUUCAUACAGGAGAUAAACCGUUUCACUGCACCGAGUGCGGAAAGAGUUUUAAUCGCCGGAAUAACCUUCAACUCCACCAGAGAAUUCAUACUGGAGAGAAACCGUAUCACUGCUCAGAAUGUGGGAGGAGCUUCACUCAGCAGACGAGUCUGAGAGCACACCAGAGGAGUCAUACUGGAGAAACGCCGUAUCCCUGCCCCCAGUGUGGGCGGAGCUUCCGUUCCUACAAUAGUCUAAAAACGCACACUGAUGCGAUUCAUACCGCACUUAAACCGUAUCAGUGUUCAGACUGCGGGAAGAGUUUCCCUCAGCCCAGUCGACUCCAGCGACACCGGUUAACUCAUACCGGAGAGAAGCUCUAUAAUUGCCUGGAGUGUGGGAGGAGCUUCUCCCAGUCCAGUCAUCUCCAACUCCACCAACGAAUUCAUACUGGAGAGAAACCACAUCGCUGUUCAGACUGUGGAAAGAGUUUCAGGCAUUCAAAUACGCUAAAAAAACACAAAUGCAUCGAGAUGAAGACAAAAACUCAAGUGUUGGCUGUUUUACUAGAUUACACUACAUAAAUUUUACAUAUAUUUUUAGUUUCUAGAUGUUAAUUGUGUUUUCCUAAUUAUUUGUAUAAUUAUUUGUGCCUAAAAUGAAUAGUAAAAGAUUAUUAUUCCUCAUAAACUUUGCUUUUGUUGUGGCACAAUGAUGUUUGAAAUGUAUUUAUUUUUAUGAAUAUUUGAAAAUAUAUUUAGUGGUGAGUAUAGACUUUUCUUGUCUUUACGAUAUAACUUUACAUGCUUUAUUGCGGCGCAGUAAUAAACUCACAGACCAAUCACGUGUGCUGUAAGAUCACCAAACGCUCUGCUCAGCCAAUCAGAUCUGUGCAGAUGCAGGAGGGCGGAGCUUACACAGUUGAAGCAGUCAGAGAAUAAAGCGAGAAAGGCUGAUUUAAAUGGUGCACACCAGAAAAAGAUAUAAUUAAAAUACUGCAUUUACAAAAAACAUACUAACAGUUAUAUAUAAUAUUAAAUAAAAUAAAACUGCUGUUCUUAAACUAAGCUGAUAUUUUCAGCAAACGUUUCUCCAUAUAUUGUAGGACUUAUCGUUCAUGUAAUUACUAUCAUGACAGGCAGCCUAAAUCUAAUAUAAAUAAAAUCAAAUAGAAUAAAUAUAGAAUUUUGAGACAAAGUUGCCGUACAGAUGCACAUUAAUAGACUCAAUAAAAGUUUAAUUAUUCAGGGUGUUUCCAUUUGUUGUAUGAUAAGUUGAUACUUAUUGUGACAGGCCUAUUUAAAACAAUACAUAUUGUUAAAAUAUACUGAAUAGAAUGUGUAAUUUGUUUUUCAGUCUUUUAGUUGUUGAUGAUAUUAAUAAAACACUGACAGAACUACUAUAGGAUUCUUUAUUAUACAAGGAUAUACUCCUUCUAAUUUCACACUCCAAUGAUAUUAGAAUUACACAGAGCAAUCUAAAUUGAAUAUACCGGUAAGUAAAUUUGAAUACAGACAAUACGUAUAAAUAAAACCAUAUACAACAAGAUAACAUUAUGUUAAAUUUACCUAAAAUCAUUAUAAAAUAAAAUAAAUAAAUUCUGAUAUCAGAGAUUAACAUUGUUUUGGUGCAUUAUUUAACAAAAGGAUUUAACAUAUUUUUGCUGUAUGGAAGGCAGUGUGUUAAUAAUUGUACAAUGCUC